Bipolaris maydis ATCC 48331 is the source of this 1473-nucleotide messenger RNA. The record is from RefSeq and is a predicted model, not a curated record. Lineage: Eukaryota; Fungi; Ascomycota; Dothideomycetes; Pleosporales; Pleosporaceae.
AUGUUGUUAGAAUAUCCUCAAGUCGUACUGUUUCUGAUCGCGUGUGCUGCGAUAGCAAACUUUGAAGCGUUCAUUGCGACUGAUUUCAAUAACCAGCCUCAUUCUGUCAGAUUACCCCCGUUUGUCCCCCUUACACGCAAUGAGAUCAUCUUUACGCCGGUGGAGUCAAUGACACAAGCUCUACGUCAGCAUGGACCCGUAAUCUCGAUCAGAAGAAAUGGCAAGAUCGAAUACCUUGUAUCAGAAGCGUUCACUCGUCGUGUUCUGACAGAUGAAUCAUCGUUCAGCUUCGAGCAUGGCAUUUCAAAAUUUCUUCACCUACAUACGGUAUUCCGACUGCAUGGUGGAACCUUUUUCCGUGAUAUGGAUUUCAUUCUGAAAGACUAUCUGGGCCCAUCAAAAGAGAAGAUGAUUCAAAAGAUUUGGUCUAUUUUCAAUAGUAGUUCCAGCGCCUUGGCAAAAUCGUGCCCCACAACACCUAUCGAUGUUCUACCUCUUAUCCAGAAAACCAUGGCAGAGGCCACAAUUAGUAUCUUUUUUGGUUCGGAUUAUGAGAGUGAGGAGAACAUCCAUCGCGUUAUUCAUAUUGCUGAAGACAUUGCCGACUUCAUGGGCCUAUUUCAAAAUCAAUCCAAAUUAGUUAGAUUUUCACCAAUUUUGUGGCGAAUCUAUACAUGGCUUACAGUCGUGUUCAUCCGCAUCCCAUAUCACAUCGGCCCUCGACUGACUCGCCAGAUAUGGCUUCAGAUUAGUUCUAAGCGAGAUAUCUCUGAUAAUUCGAACGAUUCCUUGAUAGAGUAUUUGGCAAGAAGAUACACGACUCCUGGAAGUACAAUAUCCUUAGGUUCGAGACUCUGGAUCUUCGUCUUGAUGUUCACCGUCGUAUUUGCGAGCCUACAUCAAACUGCGACAAUCAUGACUUGGGUUACUUUCUACCUGGCCACUGACUUGAAACGCCAAGACUGGCUUUACGAAGAGGCCAUCGAACUAUACGGUCGUGAGAGCGACAUGACUCAGAUGAGUUUUCGGGAGCUGCGAAAAGCAUCCCGCACAGAUUCUUUUAUUCGCGAAGUCCUUCGCAUGAAGGGCGAUAGCGUUAACCUGGUCCGAGCAACUAUUCGUGAUGUGAACUUAGGAGGCUAUUUAAUCCCCAAAGGAGCGGUUGUCUUGCCCGUAACAUACCUUUCCUAUCGAUCAUCUAGGCAUCACAUUGAUCCAGAUAAUUUUGAUCCGGAACGCUGGAUGGGGAGUGGUAAGUUCGCUGAGACCACUGGGCCUGGUUAUCUAGCUUUUGGCCUUGGAAAGUGGUCCUGCCCAGGCCGUGGUCUAGCAGUAAUAGAAAUGAAGUGUUGGACUAUUGCCUUGGUCCACUUCAUGCGAUUGAAAAUGGAUCAGAAUCGAUUUCAGAUAGUGGACCCUUACAACAUUACCAGCGUUCCACCUAAAGGCUUAAUUCAAUUCAGCACGCGAUGA